This is a messenger RNA of Plectropomus leopardus (leopard coralgrouper), 1659 nucleotides long. Lineage: Eukaryota; Metazoa; Chordata; Actinopteri; Perciformes; Serranidae. The record is from RefSeq and is a predicted model, not a curated record.
ACGCAUGCGCAGUGUCCUAGUAGUGAAUAGUAGCCAAGUGGACGUUAGCAGUGAAAAGUACGUGGCAGAAAACUUUCGACAUGGAGGUAGCUGCACUGUUCGCCCUGACUUUGUUACUGGGUGCACUGGUUAUUCUGGUGGCACUGGCGGUGGGCAGACGGAAGGAAGAAAUAAGAGAGGAGAUAGAGCCUGAAGUCAGUGUUGCAAAAGGCCCGGCUGCAUCCAAGAAACAGAGACAGGAAAAACAGCGCAGCCGUAAAGAUAAAACGUCACAGCACACUUUCAGCCAUCCGCUCCUGGCAGCUUCACUGAAGAGCCACAGUGCGAACGUGACGUGCCUGGAUUUCAGCAGUAACGGGAAGUACCUGGCGUCAUGUGCUGACGACCGCACCGUCCGAAUCUGGAGCACCAAAGACUUCCUGGAGAGGGAGCACAAGUGUUUGAGGGCCAAUGUGGAGCUGGAUCACGCGACACUAGUCCGCUUCAGCCCAGACUCCAGAGCGUUCAUCACCUGGUUGGCCAACGGAGAUACUAUUCGAAUCUUUAAAAUGAUCAAAAAGGAGGACGGCACAUUCACCUUCAAAGCUGCUCCUGAGGACUUUCCACAGAAACACAAAGCCCCCAUCCUCAACAUUGGCAUCGAGACAGCAGAGACGGGUAAAUUCAUCAUGAGCGCCUCCACUGACACCACGAUCCACAUCUGGGACCUGAAAGGAGAGGUACUGGCCUCCAUCAAUACUAACCAGAUAACCAAUUCUUACGCUGCCAUCUCUCCGUGUGGCAGGUUUGUAGCCUCAUGCGGUUUCACUCCUGACGUGAAGGUGUGGGAGGUUUGCUUUGGGAAGGGAGGAGAGUUCAAAGAGGUCGCCCGAGCUUUUGACCUGAAGGGCCACUCUGCUGGAGUUCACGCAUUCGCCUUCUCCAAUGACUCUCACAGAAUGGUGACCGUCUCCAAAGACGGUACGUGGAAGCUGUGGAACACAGACGUGGAGUACAAAAAGCAGCAGGACCCCUACCUCCUAAAAACAGUCCCCUGUGCGUCAUCUGAAGGGAGCCUGGUGGCCUUGUCUCCAGACGGCCGGGUGGUGGCCGUCAGCGACGGCAGUAACGUGGCUAUGUACAACGCUGCCAGCGGACAACUAGAGGAGGAGCUGCACGGCGUCCACAGCGAAGAUAUCAACGACCUCAGAUUUGACAUUAACGGACGCUUCUUGGUGUGCAGCGGUGAUAAGGCCAUCCGAGUGUUUCACAACGCCCCGGGUUACCGGGCAGCCAUCAGAGACAUGCAGGACAUGCUGAAGAAGGCGCAGAAUGAGGCCAUGAAGCAGAGACUGGAGCAGCAGAUCAGAGAGGCUCAGAGCACCCUGGACACGGUGCUUGCUGCCCCCGUUGAGUGAAAGAGCCCCCCCCAAAAAAAAACUCCCCUUUGAUUGUGAUAAUGUGACUCAAUCUCAACUCUCCCUCCGUCACUAACAAUCUGGUCCAGGAAAAAUGGAAUUUGCAUGCAGUUUUAAUAAAGAACUUCUUUUUAUGGAAAGAUAAAAUGGUUUGAGUUCAGGUCUUUUUGUCCUGUUAUGAUGUUUUCAGUGUUACUCUGCUGUGGCUGAUUUUCUAUUUGCAUUUUGAAGCUUCAAUUUAAAAUUUUGCUCCACUCAAAAA